Molecule: messenger RNA, 564 nt
Organism: Penicillium macrosclerotiorum
Lineage: Eukaryota; Fungi; Ascomycota; Eurotiomycetes; Eurotiales; Aspergillaceae
Product: cupin domain-containing protein
Exons: 1
Coding region: 1-564 (187 amino acids)
Source: RefSeq, a predicted model, not a curated record
AUGCCCCCUCACAAGAAGAAUGAUCUCCCAUACAUCCACCGCUAUAUUACAACCCACAGCGCAGACGGCGAAGCAGUGUUUGUCUCCCAUGCCCAAGUACCCGAUUAUAUGCCAUCUCAACCCGCCGGCGAAGAUGGCGAAAUCGCACUCCUAUAUGCUACGGAGAGUGUACCUACGUCGAUUGCCGAUGAAGCCGAUAUAGCGAUGUACGAUGAGUUUCUGCACCAGCCACCUGGUCUCACAACGGGCACUGGAACAGUCUUCCGGAUGGUCGAUAUCCGACCAGGAAAGGUAACUCCAAUGCAUCGGACGGUCAGUUUGGAUUACGGGGUAGUUGUGGAGGGCGAAGUUGACUUGAUAUUGGACUCCGGAUCUAGUCGGCUUCUGCGACGUGGAGAUGUUUGUAUACAACGAGGGACAGCACAUGCAUUUGGUAAUCGAAGUCAGACUGAGUGGUGUCGCAUGCUGUUUGUAUUUUUAACGAUGGAGAAAAUUACCAUCAAAGGUAAAGAGAUGGACACAGAAAUAUACGAUGAGCAGUAUGAUAAACCUGAAGAAAGAUAG